AUGAAAUUCAUUUCGUAUCUAUGCAUUUUUCUUUACAUUAUUUUAAAUGUCUCAUCUCAUAAAUAUCUUUCUUCAUAUCGAUUUGUUUUAACCUGUGAACUCCAUUACUACAUUAGUGAUAUUAUCUAUCGUAUCUCAAAACCUCUUCUAUGUUUUACAGCACCGUUUGCGUACCAAAUUUUCACUUUGUAUUUUUUUUUUUAUCAUAAUAAAGACUCAAAUGUUCUAUUGUCAUUCUCGUUUUUAAGCACAAUAUGUUCUUACUAUUUGAUUUUUAUAUCUGUUUGUAUGUCUUUUAUUAAUUUUUCGUCUUCUCUCCCCACCAUUUCUCUCUCACACUUGUUCUAUCUAUCUAUCUAUCUAUCUAUCUAUCUAUCUAUCUAUCUAUCUAUCUAUCUAUCCCUAUGUGCGUAUAACGGACUUAUAUUUGUGUGUGAUCUUUUUCUUCUUUUCCCGUUUUCUGCGUACGUGUGUUUGGGUCCGAUAAUAAAUGCACUCAAUAAAAGCUUAAACAAAACACCAAAUCAGUGA
Acanthosepion pharaonis is the source of this 531-nucleotide messenger RNA. The record is from the annotation of a GenBank genome assembly. Lineage: Eukaryota; Metazoa; Mollusca; Cephalopoda; Sepiida; Sepiidae.